Molecule: messenger RNA, 2345 nt
Organism: Haemorhous mexicanus (house finch)
Lineage: Eukaryota; Metazoa; Chordata; Aves; Passeriformes; Fringillidae
Gene: SMAP2
Product: small ArfGAP2
Exons: 10
Coding region: 66-1328 (420 amino acids)
Molecular function (GO): GTPase activator activity
Source: RefSeq, a predicted model, not a curated record
CCAUAGCGGAAGCAGGAAGCGGGCGGGCCGGCCGUGACCCGCGGGCGGGCAGCGCCGGCCGCGCCAUGACGGGAAAAUCGGUGCGGGACGUGGAGCGCUACCAGGCGGUGCUGGCCGGGCUGCUGGCCGAGGACGAGAACAAGUUCUGCGCCGACUGCCAGGCCAAAGGACCACGAUGGGCAUCCUGGAAUAUUGGGGUGUUCAUCUGCAUCCGCUGUGCUGGCAUCCACAGGAACCUGGGGGUUCACAUAUCCAGGGUCAAAUCUGUCAACCUGGACCAGUGGACACAGGAACAGAUCCAGUGCGUGCAGGAGAUGGGGAAUGGCAAAGCCAAUCGUCUCUACGAAGCCUACCUGCCCGAGAACUUCCGGAGGCCCCAGACAGACCAAGCUGUGGAGAGUUUUAUCCGGGAUAAAUAUGAGAAAAAAAAAUACAUGGACAGAAGCAUCGACAUCAACGCCUUCAGGAAAGAAAAGGACGACAAAUGGAAAAGGACCAACGAGUCAGAGAGAAAACUGGAGCCCAUCAUCUUUGAGAAGGUGAAAAUGCCUCAAAAGAAGGAUGAAACUCAGCAAUCCAGGAAAAGUUCCCCCAAAUCUGAGCCAGUCAUGGACCUGCUGGGCCUGGACGCUCCGGUGACAACGCCCGUCACCAACGGCCGGCCCAGCAGCCUGGAGAAGGACCUGGACCUCUUUGCAUCCAUGGGAUCCAGCUCAGACUCCUCCAGGAAGGUUGUUGGCUCCAUGCCAACCUCUGGAAGCGCCGGCUCCGUUCCCGAAAAUCUGAAUCUGUUCCCGGAGCCCGGAGGCAAAGGGGAGGAGGUGGGGAAGAAGCAGCUCUCCAAAGACUCCAUCCUGUCCCUGUACGGCUCCCAGACGUCCCAGGUGCCAGCCCAAGGAGCGAUGUUCAUGGCGCCGGCUCCGCUGGGCUACCCCGCCGCUCCCUACCCCGCCUUCCCGGGGCUGCCCCCUUCCAGCAGCAUGAUGGGCGGCUUGAUGGCCCCCUCCGUGGGCAUGCUGGCCCAGCCUGGAGCUGCUGGCAUGGUGGCCCCCGUGGCCAUCCCAGCAGGCUACGUGGGCAGCGUGCUGGGCGUUCCCAACGGGAUGAUGGGCGCCCAGCAGCCCGGCUACGUGGCCGCGGUGCCCCCGGCCGUGUACGGGGUCCAGCCGACGCAGCAGCUGCAGUGGAACCUCGCCCAGAUGACCCAGCAGAUGGCUGGGAUGAACUUCUAUGGAGCCAGUGGAAUGAUGGGCUUUGGACAGUCCAUGGGAGGAGGAGGAGGAGGCCAGGGCAGCAACCCCUCCCUCAGCUCCCCGCUGUGGAAAUGAGCCCUCGCUCGCCCGUGACCAUUUCUGCCUUUGUUCUGUCCUCCAGACCUGCUCCAUGAGACAUUCAGGGUUUUUUGCUUUCAGGUUUUGGGGUGGGGGGUGGACCCAGCCCAACCUGAAUUUUUGUUUUUCCAUCCCUGAGCUCCAUCUCUGCCUUUCCACUGUCACAGCCACGGGGACAGCUCGGUGGCCAGGCCACCAGGAGCUCAGCCCCGUCCUCAGCACAGUCAAUGCACUCGGGGAGGGGAAACCUCCCUGCACAAAGCUCCUCCAGAGCUCCUGGGUAGCACUUGAUGCCCUGCUGGGCACCUGGGCACAGGUGGGACUGGGAAAUCUGGACUGAAUCCUGCCCAGAAAGCUGGGAUUUCUCACUUCAACUUGCAGUGUUAGAUUUAUUUUUUGGUUUUGUUUUUUUUUUUUUGGGGGUGGGGGGAACCUCGUUUGGUGCUGAGGAACUGGAGUGAAGCCGAGCCCAGGGGCAAGCAAGCCUUGCUACCUCCUCCCUCGAGGGGAGCUCUCCCUGCUCCCACCCUCCUUGGAACCAAAGUCCUUGGGAAAAGCCCUCUCCCACCCCCCUGAGCAAGCAGGAAUCUCGCCCAGAGUGGGGGCAAAGCCGAUGGAAUGUGAAAAACUUGCACUCCAGAGGGAAUCUUCUGGCUGGUGCUAGGAUCUGAUGGAAUUUCACUUUUAACAAUCUAACCAGAGUUAAUUCUCCGGGGCCCAGAGCCCUGUGCAAGUUUUCUUACACUUUUAAAAAUGAUUCUGACAUCCUAAUUUAUACUUUUUUCACUUUUUUUUUUCUCCUCUCUGUUUGGUUUCGUUCUUGUUGUUGUUGUUCCUGUGUAAAAUCCUGGUUCCUCCCUUUCCUGGCUCGCUUGGGACAUUUUAAUCUUAGGCAGAUUUCUUUUCUCAUCUCCAGCAGAACCCAAAACUGCUUCAAAAGUCAGCAAGAAGUCGGACUCGUGGUCUGCUCUCUCCUGUGGAUAUGUAAAUUCCCAAAUAAAACAUUGCAGUGGA